UCCAUUCCGCGCUGAAGCGGGAAACUACAGCAAUGCUAUUUGGGGAUUUUUUUUUAAAAGACCUCGCCAAAGAAUCAAAGUAAUGUUUUUUUUUUUUAUCUGACACUUCAAACUGUAAUAAUGUGGGAGGAUUAAGCAGAGGAAACACGUCGCAUUGACAGAAUGGACUCGCUGACAGAGUUUUUAGGAUGUCCGGUGAGUUUCGUCGGUCCCUCCCCCGGUUUCCACCCUGAAUGGAACAUCCUGAAACUUUGGCACUAGGAUUUGCAACUGACAACAUUGCUGGGGGUAAAAUCACUUAUCCCUGCAGUGCCGACCGUGGGAAGUCGGGGAACCGAGCUUUUACGAAACGAAAUAGUUAAAAUGCUUUUGUAAGUUUUAUUCAGUCGUCAUUUUUUCUAACAAUGAAGCAUUAUUUGUUUUGAGGGAGCACUAAAACGCGGCUAAAGUUGCUGGCUUUUUUUUUGUUUUGUUUGGUUUUUUUGGGAAUGCUUUCCCUGUCUGCCAAUAAAGGGCAGAGAGUGGCAGUCUUUUCUGUCAAUCCACAUCUGAAGAAAUGCUGUACUGGACCCUCUCUGAUUGGAGAGUACUACUGCUGAUUGUUCUGCUUUGGGAUAACCUCUGCGCUUUAGGGGUGAAACCCACAAGAUGGCCACUGUAUUCCCGAAAGCCACUUCUCCUGGCUUGGAACAUUCCGACACAGGAAUGUGGUCCAAGACAUGGUGUUUCUUUUCAGCUGGACCAGUUUGAGAUUGUGGCCUCACCAAAUGAAGGCUUUGUCAGACAGAAUCUGACCAUGUUCUACAAGGACCGCUUGGGUUUGUACCCCUACAUUGAGCCGGAUGAAACAUUGGUGAAUCGGGGGCUGCCACAGGUAGCUAGUCUUACAGAGCAUCUAGAAAAAAUGCUGGAAGGUGUUGAGAAGUAUAUACGUGAGCGAGAAGCCAUAGGUUUAGCAGUUAUUGACUGGGAGGAGUGGCGCCCCCUCUGGAUACGUAACUGGGGUACCAAAGAUAUAUACCGCAAGUAUUCUCGGGAGUUGGUACGUCAGAAGAACCCAAUCUGGCCUCAGGAACAGGUGGCUAAAGUGGCCCAGCAGGAGUUUGAGAUGUCUGCCAAGAAGUUUAUGCUGGAGACACUGAGACAUGCCAAACACCUGAGGCCCAACCAGUUGUGGGGGUUCUACCUGUUCCCCGACUGUUACAACCAUGACUACACUCGCUCUCUGGAUAGCUACACAGGUCGCUGUCCUGAUGUGGAGGUGGUGCGCAACAAUCAGCUGGAGUGGCUGUGGACCGAGAGCACUGCCCUCUUCCCCUCCAUCUACAUGGGCACCAAGCUGCGUUCUUCACCAUUUGGACGGCAGUUUGUACGAUACCGGGUGGAGGAGGGGAUGCGUUUGGCUUCUUCCGGUGAUGGCUUGGCACGUCCUGUCUUUGUGUACACCCAGCCCACCUACACCAACUCCCUAAUACAGCUGACUGAGACUGAUCUUGUGUCCAGCAUUGGGGAGAGCGUGGCUUUAGGAGCAGCUGGAAUUAUCCUGUGGGGAGAUGCGGCAUAUGCAACUAACAGAACUACCUGCUCUGACCUGGAUGUGUAUCUUCGCGGCACCUUGGGUCAAUACCUCCUCAACGUCUCCACAGCAGCAGAGCUAUGCAGCCAAACCUUGUGCAGUUCUCACGGCCGCUGUCUUAGAAAAAUUGCAGACAGUGAUGUUUACUUGCAUCUGAACCCGCUCACACACAGCAUCACCAGGCAAAGUGGCAAGCUGACAGUCACCGGUGAACUCGGAGAAGCAGACAAGUCGGGUUUUAACAUGCAUUUUCAGUGCCAGUGCUACAGCGGGUUUCAGGGGGAGGGCUGCGCACAGUUAGACCCUCUACACCAAAAAGGCAGGGGCAAUCAAGCCUGGGCGUCAGCACUGCAGUGUGUGAUCUCACUGAUUCUCUUUGUGCUCCUCUGUUAAUAUACAACACAUACUGUAGACACAGCUGCAAAUAAGAGAGGACACGUUUGUUUAGUUUUUUUUCUUUUCUGUAAAAUAUGGAUGACUGAAAGUGAAAUUUUAUAAGAAACACUGUGGAAAUUGAAAACUGCUAUCUGUGUUUUAACUUCCAAUAAUUUAGAAACAAUGGAGGGCUUGCUGGAGAUGACCCUGUUUACAUUUUGCUCUCGUUUCCUCCUCAGCCUGUCACUGUCUCCCAAAGUGUCAAAUUCCACGUUUCGCAUAGACACAAUGCUUUUGUAGUAAAUGUGAUGAACAAAUUGAUAAAUUAAUAUUAAUGCUGUAGUUAAAGUGAAAACAAUGCACUUAAAUCAGCUAAUAGCACAAGAUAGUUGAAGGGCCUGAUAUAUAAAGAUUUUUUCCCCCAACAUGACCUCUGUGUUUUAAUGGCAGUUGCCCUAUUAUUAUUAUUUAUUUGAAUGUACUUUUAGGUGUUUUGUAUGAUAUCUUGCUACUUUCUCUUUCCAAGUCAUGACUACUAGUUUUCUAUUAAAACACUACAGUUUCUCCAGUUUUGUCAAAGACAACAGUCUUGUGCUUUAGCAGCUGUUUUGACUGAAGAAGCAUAAUUAAAAAGCUAAUUGUGGACGUUUCGAGUGUGGAGCAAGUUUACAGGCUCUCAUAUACAUUGAUUUUUUUCUGAAUUUUUUUUUUGCUACAGCAAAUAAACAUUUCUUUAUUGACCCUU
Melanotaenia boesemani (Boeseman's rainbowfish) is the source of this 2696-nucleotide messenger RNA. It is a transcript of the gene hyal2a, whose product is annotated as hyaluronidase 2a. The record is from RefSeq and is a predicted model, not a curated record. The coding region runs from base 557 to 1969 and encodes 470 amino acids. The transcript has 4 exons. Gene Ontology annotation, biological process: carbohydrate metabolic process; hyaluronan catabolic process. NCBI's taxonomy places the organism in Eukaryota, Metazoa, Chordata, Actinopteri, Atheriniformes, Melanotaeniidae. Gene Ontology annotation, molecular function: hyalurononglucosaminidase activity; hyaluronoglucuronidase activity.